Molecule: messenger RNA, 444 nt
Organism: Cetraspora pellucida
Lineage: Eukaryota; Fungi; Glomeromycota; Glomeromycetes; Diversisporales; Gigasporaceae
Source: the annotation of a GenBank genome assembly
AUUAAGGUGACCCAAAGUCUAUCUGCGUCUGCUUCCUCUGCAAUUAGUAAUGACAAAUCACAAGAUAGUAUAUAUGAUAUAAACGAAAGCGUGGAGGGUAAUGAGAUCGUUGAUGCUGAGACAACCAACGAUGAAUCCGAAUCACCCAUUCCAGAUUCAUUCCGUCUGUUAAAAGAUGAACGCUUUCCUCUGUUAAUUACCUUUGACAAGUUCUCAAAAAUGCUUCACGGAACUUAUGAAGUUGAUGUUCAAAAACUGAUUAAGCGACAAAAAUCUGACAUUGACAAUGAAGAGGAAACCUACUUUUCAUUUAACUCCUUUGAUACGUUUAACCCACAUUUUGUGGAAUAUCGAAUCUUUACUAUAAAGUAUUCGCCUCGCUUGAGUGACUUUUAUACACAGAAAUUGGAUUGUGAGCUAGUCUACUCUGAGUUUUCCUUAUAA